AUGCCGAACCCGCUCAAGCUCAUCUCCUUCCUCUCCUCCCUCCGCGCCAUUUCCGCCGCCGCCUCGAAUAACUACUCACCGUUCCUCGACCCAAUCUUAAACGAAGCCCGCUCACCACUACUGCUCGAGCGGCGACAGCAAUGCGCUAACAAUGGCGUCUCAUGCGGCAACCUCAAUAACGCUCUCUGCUGUCCAGAAGACACAAUCUGCGCGAACGACAGUGCGGGGAAUGUUGGGUGCUGUCCGAUCGCGGCGGUGUGUACGGGUACCGUGAAUGGGCAGCCGGUCACUGCGACGGGGACGGUGAGUGGGACGGGCACGACGGGAUUCGUGUUGGGUGGCAGCACGGCUGCGGGGUCGACUACAGUCACGCAGAUAAGUCAGACGACAGGCGGCAGUCUUCAGAUACCCUCGACGGGCGUCUCGGGUGGAGGAUCAACGGUGCAGGCUGCGGGGUUCGUGUUCACAUAUAUCCCGACGUCGUACGCGAAUGCGCAGCUGUGUCAGACAGCGUAUUCGGUGUGUCAGCAGCAGUCGACAGCGUGUCUGCAGUCGUUGGGCGGGUCGAAUGGGGUGACUGUUGGGGUGUUGGGUGGGGGAGGGACGACGGUGACGGGUGGGAGUGGGGCGACGGUGACGAAUGCGGCGAGUGUGUGUUCUUCGUUGAGCUCGCAGGCGUGUUAUGGGUUGCAGGAACAGCAGUGUACGAAUUUUGGAGGGGCGACUGGUGCAGUCGUGACAGCAACCGGGAAUGCAGCAGGGCCACGACAGACGGCGUGUCCAGGCAUGGUGUAUGCGGCGGCGGGGGCCGGCGUUGCGUACGGUGCGAUGAGGGAGUUGCUGUGA
This is a messenger RNA of Cyphellophora attinorum, 846 nucleotides long. RefSeq lists its product as uncharacterized. NCBI's taxonomy places the organism in Eukaryota, Fungi, Ascomycota, Eurotiomycetes, Chaetothyriales, Cyphellophoraceae. The coding region runs from base 1 to 846 and encodes 281 amino acids. The record is from RefSeq and is a predicted model, not a curated record. The transcript has a single exon.